CGUACGAGUGCGUAUAUUUUAAUAAGUUUUUCCUGUUCGCGGGUAAAAAUCACGAGCCAAUGGGAUGAUUCGUUCUUGAUGACGUUCAUGAUGACGUCAUCGAAGAGAAGAUUCUUAUGCUAUUUAAAAGUGAGCGCGCACGUGAAAGAGAAAAAGAGAGAGAGAGAGAGAGAGAGAGAGAGAAAGAGAAAGAAAGAAAGCACUAGCGUAAGCGCUAUAAUUUACAUGAAAGCGAAUUUGAGAUCGAUCUCGUUACAUUACUAUCUUCGAUAAAUCGUCGGCCAAUCGUCGAUCGUAUUGAGAACUGUAUUGAUCUUUUUCUUGUUGCUUUUGUUUGAUGUAAUAUGGCCGUUAGGUCGGUCUCGAUUCGUUUCACGUGUUUCGUUUUUCAAAGUAUAACUUCGUAAAACAUCGUGAGAUUUCGUUUCGGUAGAGCCAAUCGGAAGCCUAGCGUGUCUAAGCAGGUGUUUUCGCGUAAUAAUAUACAUGCUAAUCGGAGCAGCCGAAUUUUCGGGUAAAGUAGUCCUCGUCAGUUAGUUCCUUGUUCGGUGGUCGGCCGUUAUACAUAUACGUAAAUAGAUUCGAAUAUACGUAAACUUCGACUCGUUUAAACGAGAAUAUUCAAAUUCGUGAACUACUUUUCAAUUGAUACCUUCUAAAAGAAUCGAAAAGAAUCGAAAACAAAGUUGUAAUCGGAUAAAAAAAGAAAAAAAAACAAAAAAAAAACAAAAAAAGAAAAACAAAAAAACGUCGAAGAAGCGAGUUUUAAUUACGUGAAAAGAAAACAUUCGAUGUAUUAUUAUUUGUUAAUUUCUUCAGGGACGCACCGGCACGCACGUAAACGUAUUAAUUUAUUUCAUCGAGUUCAAAUAUUUCUUAUAAAAGAAUAAAAAAGAGAAAAAGAAGAAGAAGAAAGAAAAGACGAAAAUACGACGAAUUUCUGUUCAUUAGUGUGAUUUUCGUGAGGAAGGAUAGAAUGCGAAGGAUACCAUGAACGUACCCAUCGUGUCAGGCGACAUCGUGGACGAUGAAGAAGAUUACAAGCCACGUUUCGUCAGGGGGUCUGAUCCGAGGGUCGCGACUUGUAGAGGAAAAUUGCAGAAUAAACGUAGCAAAUUGAAUCAGGAGAUAAACAAGGAGCUUCGAUUGCGCGCAGGCGCAGAAAAUCUUUUCAGAGCUACGACGAACAGAAAACUCAAGGAGACCGUAGCUUUGGAAUUGAGCUUCGUCAAUUCGAACUUGCAGCUGUUGAAAGAACAGUUGGCGGAACUGAAUAGCUCGGUGGAACUCUAUCAGAAUGUUGACGGAGAGGAUCCUGUAAUGCCAAUGAUACCUUUGGGUUUAAAGGAAACCAAGGAUAUAGAUUUUCGUGAUCCAUUCAAAGAUUUUAUCCUAGAGCACUAUAGCGAAGAUGGGGAGAAUUAUGAAGAAGCUAUUGCCGAACUUAUGGAGACAAGACAGGCAACGAGAACACCGACAAGAGACGCAGCAGGUAUAGCCCUGCUUUUGCGUUAUUAUAAUCAGCUUUAUUUCAUCGAAAGACGCUUUUUUCCACCUGACAGAAGUCUUGGAAUACAUUUCGAGUGGUUCGAUUCUUUGACUGGCGUACCAAGUCGUCAACGUACUGUUGCAUUUGAAAAGGCAUCGAUUCUGUUCAAUGCUGGCGCACUUUACACACAGUUGGCCGCUAAACAAGACAGACACUCUACUCGUGGGUUAGAUCAAGCAGUCGAUGCUUUUCUUAGAGCCGCUGGAACAUUUCGAUAUAUUCAUGAAAAUUUUACCAAUGCACCGAGCAUGGAUCUUGGACCUGACAUGCUUGAAAUGCUCGUUCAAUUAAUGCUGGCACAAGCGAGGGAAUGUCUGUUCGAAAAGUUGGAACUACAAUCGAGAGAAGGAAGAACUAUCGACAUUUCCUUGGAUUUAGCUCAAGAAGCUGCACAAGUUGCCGCUGUUUAUAACGACGUUCACGCCCUGAUAUCUCGGGAACCAGUUCGUGAUUAUGUCCCAGAAACUUGGAUCUCUUUGAUAUUGGUUAAACGCGAGCAUCAUUUAGCACUCGCUCACAAACAUUUAGCUGCUGGUUUACUUGAUAGACCGAUAGCUGAAUUUCGAGUAGAAACGAAACUAACAUUGGAACAUAUUCAAAAGAGCGAUGGGAAAACGCAAUUGGAAGUUACCGUGCCUAGAGAUGACAACGAAAGAAAACUUUUAGGAAAAGCACAUUUAAGGGAAGCUCUGGUUUUGCACGAGGAAAGCCAACGGCUACAAAGAAUGUGCAGAGAAUUGAAAGGCAAACAGGCGCUGGCGAAGGUCUUGAAAAAAGGACACGAAGCCACGCUCGAUAUGUAUAAUAAAAUUGGCGACGAAGAUGAUUUUCGGGAAUUAUUAGAUCCCCCAGAUAUCAUUGCGUCUACUAAAUUUCAAUUGAGCAUCACACAUCCGGAUUUUGGCCAACAUGGAGUUGAGGAUCUAUUUAGAUCAUUGGGACCAGUAGCUAUAUUUUCUGCAAAAAGGCAUUGGACCGCACCGAGAAACGUUCAACUUCAAAGAGGACCAGACGGUGAAGGUUUCGGAUUUAGCGUGCGCGGUGAUUCGCCAGUAAUUAUAGCUGCCGUUGAUCACAAUUCUUUAGCUGAAAUGGCUGGUAUGAAGGAAAGUGACUUUAUAGUCGGUAUCGGUGAUAAGGAUGUGAAAUGGGCUUCUCAUGAACAAGCCGUAAGAUUGAUAAAACAAUGUGGUGACUUCAUUAAUCUAAAAUUGGUCACACCUAUGGAUAGAAAUUACAUGAAGAAACCCGGAAAGCCAAGUCAGCAUGACAAAGGUAGCGUUUCAGCUAGUAGUUCAUCGGGAGUGUCUUCUGGUCAACCAAGUCCAGCUGGUUCGGUUACAACCGCUCACGUUACAAGGAGAUUACCAUGGAAUCCUUUUAAGAAGACGGUUAAUCAACGAGACAGCAGGGAUCUUACAUUUGACAAUGUCAUCUUAAGAUGAUCGUUGAGAAAUCAAAAAUUACCUUUAAGGGCACGUAGAGCCAACCAGCUUUUAGUUGCGUGCCUCGCAUUCGGUAGUAAGAUGGUACUUACCAUCGUGUGUAUUUAUGUAUGACACAAAGAGAAUAAAUAAUCGGGUAUACGUAGAUUAGAUCGAAUCGUGUCUUUUUGAAAAUGUAUAUAUUUAUAUAUAUGUAUAUAUAUAUAUAUAUGUAUACAUACAUGUACACUUGUGUGUGUGUGUAUGUAUGUGUGUAUGUAUAUAUACAUAUACAAUACAUCUGUAUAAUCCUGUCUUUACAUCACGAACAUUUGCAAAUGUGUUUUCAAUAUAAAAACUCGAUGGAUUUGUAGAUAUUAUAAUUAUCGUUUAGAAUGAAAUAUAAAGGCUUACGCGUUAAGAAAAUGUAAACGUUAUACGAUCAUUGUCGUCGAAUUGUAAAAUGUGUGCAGUUUAUUAUCGAUCGUAUAAAUAUCGUUUCAAAUGUGUAACAAUAAAUAGGUAUAUAUAGAUUCGUAAUUAUAAUCUCAUGUAUAGUUAUGUGUUAUAUAUACAUAUAUAUAUAUAUAUACACUAUGCCAAUGUUUGUCAUUUUACGCGAUCGUAGAUUUAAUAUAUACCUAUACAUUACGUUUGCAUUCGUUUAUUGAUUACAAUUAAUUAAUUCUUUCAAAACAGUAUCAGCGAUAAUGUAAAUAGAGAGAGAGAGAGAGAGAGAGAGAGAGAGAGAGAAAGAGGAAAAAAGAGAGAAAAUGAAUGAGAGAGUGAUGUCACGACUCAACGUAUUCUCAUAAAUAUUCUAUAUAUUGGAAGUUUCCAUUGUCCUCAUAGAGACACUCGUUAUGAGCAUCAAUUACUUUUUUGUAAAUUUUCUAUCUGUGCUUACGUAAAAUACUCUGUAAAAUAUAAAUUGAAUAAAAAAUAUCUUCGAUUAAUAAAUAUGUAA
Molecule: messenger RNA, 3940 nt
Organism: Vespa velutina
Lineage: Eukaryota; Metazoa; Arthropoda; Insecta; Hymenoptera; Vespidae
Gene: Rhp
Product: rhophilin-2
Exons: 13
Coding region: 991-2994 (667 amino acids)
Biological process (GO): negative regulation of stress fiber assembly; signal transduction
Molecular function (GO): protein binding
Source: RefSeq, a predicted model, not a curated record